Molecule: messenger RNA, 1965 nt
Organism: Equus caballus (horse)
Lineage: Eukaryota; Metazoa; Chordata; Mammalia; Perissodactyla; Equidae
Gene: HSD17B6
Product: hydroxysteroid 17-beta dehydrogenase 6
Biological process (GO): steroid metabolic process; retinol metabolic process
Cellular component (GO): intracellular membrane-bounded organelle
Molecular function (GO): all-trans-retinol dehydrogenase (NAD+) activity
Source: RefSeq, a predicted model, not a curated record
CUCAGCUCAGAGCACUGUAACAUUAACCAAUGAGACGAUAUUUUUAAUGAGCCGCCUGUGGCCAGCACUGUGCUACACGCAAAUAAACCCCCCCCAAAACCAAAGACAAGACCCAGUCCCUGACUGCAAGGGGCUUUUCAUCCCGCAUGUGAUAGGGAACAGUAAAAACGAGGAAAAAGAUGCAGAAAUAUUUCCAAUACGUCACGCCAGCUCUCCCUCCCCGGCGGACACUCAUGAAGCGGGCCGCGCAGACCUCAGGACCUCUCCUCCUCCGGGAGCCGCCCCUCCGCCCCCGACGCAGAUCGCGCUCCCGCCCCACCAACCCGCCCGGCGCCGGCCCCGCGGCAGGUAAACGCGGCGCCGACCGUGAGUCCGGCCGCGCAGUGCCCGGAGCCGCGGCUCCGCUGUUCUCGGCGUGGCCGCGAGCUGGGUGGGCAUCAUCUCCCCUCUCGGCCCAUUUACCCUCCGAGGGGCUGAGGAGGGCUCGACAUGACGCCUGAAGGCACCCGGCACAGAGCCUGGCGGCCGUGCUCCACGCUGUCGUUCCCAGGGGAAGGUGGUACCCUCACAAUGUGGCUGUACCUGGCUGCCCUCGUGGGCCUGUACUACCUCCUGCGCUGGUACCGGGAGAGGCAGGUGGUGAGCAACCUCCGAGACAAGUACGUCUUCAUCACGGGCUGUGACUCAGGCUUUGGGAACCAGCUGGCCAGGCAGCUGGACUUGCGAGGCUUGAGGGUGCUGGGGGCAUGUCUGACGGAGAAGGGGGCGGAGCAGCUGAGAGACCGGACGUCAGACAGGCUGGAGACGGUGAUCCUGGAUGUUACCAAGACGGAGAGCAUUGCUGCAGCCACCCAGUGGGUGAAGGAGCGUGUGGGGGACAGAGGGCUCUGGGGCCUGGUCAACAACGCAGGCGUUGUUCACUCACCUGCCUACAGUGAGUGGCUGAACAUGGAGGUCUAUGUCAACGUCCUCAAAGUCAACCUCCUUGGUGUCAUUGAGGUGACCUUGAGCAUGCUUCCCUUGGUCAGGAAAGCCCAGGGGAGGAUUGUCAACGUCUCCAGCAUUCUGGGAAGAAUUGCUUUCUUCGGAGGUGUCUACUGCAGCUCCAAGUAUGGAGUAGAAGCCUUUUCGGAUGUUCUGAGGCGUGAGCUUCAACAUUUUGGAGUGAAAAUCAGCAUGGUUGAACCUGGCUUCUUCAGUACUGGAAUGACAAACGUGCAGGAGUCCUUGGAGAAACUGAAGCAAACCUGGGAAGAAGUCCCCACGCAUAUUAAGGAGAGCUAUGGACAGAAGCUUUUUGAUGCCUAUUACAAUCAAAUCAAACAAGGGCUGUUGGGUGCCAGCACGAACCUGAACCUGGUCACUGACUGCAUGGAGCACGCUCUGACGUCUGUGCACCCCCGCACUCGGUACUCAAGCGGCUGGGAUGCUCAGUUUUUCUUCAUCCCUCUAUCUUACUUACCUACAUCUCUGGCAGACUACAUCCUGACUAGGUCUUGGCCCAAACCAGCUCAGGCGGUCUGAAGAAAACUGGUCUGCUGGCUCCUGAAACAAAGAAGACAAACGUCUGAUAUUGAUUGUUAGCAUCUCAAUAAUCCUUAUUUAGAACUGCACAUUUUGUAAUAACAAGCUUUCUUGCCUAAACUUAUUUAUCUGGUGUCAUCAGGGAGCCAAGAUGGUUAUAUUCCAGAUAGCCAAAGCUUAUUCCUUUAGAGAUGACUCUUUCCUAUUUUAAUCAUCUUUUGAUGAUGGUAUUUCCAAAAUGCAUCAUUCUUCCUUGCCUUAUUAAACAGAACAGACUGAAAACAAUUUAACUUGUUUUGAUGUUAUUUCUUUAUGUAAAUGAAUAGCUCUUCUGUGCUGUGAUAAAUUAUUGCUCAGGGCCUGUUGAGAAAUAUCCUCACUUGAAAUGGAUCUGUACUGUGAUACUUUUAAUAAAUAUUUUCUUUUGUUUUCUCCUCUCUA